AUGCAAGAAAGAAAGGAGAAGGAGGCUGUGGAAACCGCUGGCACAGAGGUGAGGAAUCCCACCAAGAAACUGCAGCCGAGGAGGUCGCUGAGAAUAUCGGAGAUGCAAGAGGAGAAGGAGGCUGUAGAAACCGCUGGCAUGGAGGUGAGGAAUCCCACCAAUAAACUACAGCCGAGGAGGUCGCUGAGAAUGUCGGAGAUGCAAGAACGAAAUGAAGGAAAGGGAAAGAAGGAGGCUGUGGAAACCGCUGGCGUGGAGGUGAGGAAUCCCACCAAGAAACUGCAGCCGAGGAGCAAUGCGUCGCUGAGAAUUGGUAAUGCAGAAGUGUCGGAGAUGCAAGAAAGAAAUAAAGGAAAGGGAAAGGAGAAGGGAGCUGUGGAAACCGCCGCCAUGAUGGUGAGGAAGCCCACCAAGAAAGAAGUGGAGGACGAUGCUAGGCGCGUCACUGAAAUUAUAAAAAAGUGGACUGCACUUCGAUGGGAACCUGCAUACAGCUCUAAAAGUCCUCCCAUUUCAAAGAAAUUCUACAGGCUCGAGUCCAAGUGUGACGAUGAUUUGAGAAAAUUGCUAUUGCCCGGGGACCAAGCAGCGGUGGUUAAAGACGGUCUUUCCGUUCCGACCGUGGACGAUAAAGGCAGGAGAUUUAGCGUGGUCUUGAAGCAGUCAAGUGGCUAUUUGUUUUUGACGGGGGAAGGAUGGUCGGAGCUCGUUCAACUCAAUAUGGUUGAAAUGAGAAGUGUUUUUCAAAUCUAUAGUUACAGGGAUGGCCGUUUGAAAUUUGGUAUCUUUUUUAAGAUACCAAAAUGA
Salvia splendens (bonfire salvia) is the source of this 807-nucleotide messenger RNA. RefSeq lists its product as uncharacterized. The transcript has 2 exons. Bases 1 to 807 code for a protein of 268 amino acids. NCBI's taxonomy places the organism in Eukaryota, Viridiplantae, Streptophyta, Magnoliopsida, Lamiales, Lamiaceae. The record is from RefSeq and is a predicted model, not a curated record.